Messenger RNA from Fusarium odoratissimum NRRL 54006, 2347 nucleotides. RefSeq lists its product as uncharacterized. The transcript is spliced from 2 exons. Lineage: Eukaryota; Fungi; Ascomycota; Sordariomycetes; Hypocreales; Nectriaceae. The record is from RefSeq and is a predicted model, not a curated record. The coding region runs from base 184 to 1008 and encodes 274 amino acids.
GCGGCUGGCGUCAUAGGGGUCUUUAGCACCAAAUCUUUCUUUCAACUUCGCUUCCUCUCAAACUUCUUCCUCAACCAUAGUUAUUUCACUCAAUUAAGCCUAUCACUCUGAUAGCUUGACUCUAAUUGACAGUUCGAGACGUUUACUUAAGGGACAGGCGACAAGUACGCCGUCGUCGGCGUCAUGGUAAGGGCGGUAGAUCGUGGUGUUCGCAACACCGUUGUGAGAGACGAGGAAACACCACUAUUGGGAUCGUCACUCUCUAGACCCCAGAAGAAGUCUUGGAAGGAGCGUUUACAACAUGAUGUCUCUUGUUCGUGGGCCGAUGCCGUGUUACUGGCCUGUUAUGUCGUAACUGGACUUCUCGACAGCUCCUCUAUCCAGGUCUGGGGAACAUUCGUGUCUAUGCAGACAGGAAACACUGUAUAUGUCGGUCUCGGGCUGGCAAGCUUCGCGACAUCGACUCCUGGCCCUCGUCUAUACAAAUCCGCUCUGUCUAUUGCAUCUUUCUGUCUCGGCUCUUUCCUAUUUGCUCGCUUCCAUCGGCUUGUAUCUCCUAGACGUCGCUGGGUUCUCUGUGCAUCUUUCACAAUCCAGGCCCUUCUCACAAGCGCAGCUGCGUUGAUCGUCACCUUGCGACCGCCUGGCCCGAACACGGAUAGCCUGGCAUGGAAUGUACUAGUGCCAAUCGCUCUCAUGGCCUUCCAGAGCUGUGGACAAGCUGUAGCAAGUCGAGCUCUGAAGCAGAACGCUCUUAUCAGCCUGGUCCUGACAAGUGUGUAUUGCGACUUAUUCUCCGACAAAGAGCUGUUCGCAUUGGACAACGUGUCGAGGAAUCAGCGAGCAGCUGCGCCGACGCUACUACUUGUCGGUGUGAUAGCCGGCGGGUUGUCUGCGCAAAGCUCUGUCGGCAUUGCGGGAGCCUUAUGGAUCGCCGCAGGGCUAAAGCUCUGCAUGGUCAUCGCAUGGUUCCUGUGGCGCUCAGAGGAAGAAACGGAGGAGAAUUAGUUCCGGAUGUACGGAAUUAAAGGCAUAGUUUUAUCAGUUAUUUCGAAUGAACGUCAUCAUGCAGCUUCAACAGUCAAGUGACCUGAAGUCGAAUUGGCUGAUGCAACAUUGGUGACAGACUGGUUGAUCAUGUCAGGCAUCAGGGAUCUCGGGCUUUGUAAACAUCUUGCCGAUGGUUUAGUCAGAUACUGGAAGAUACUCAAUAUCAAUUGAUCAGCUGGAUACAACACAAACCCGAGGCCGGACAUCCUUUACCAAGAUUCGCGACGUUGGAGAGGAUGUGCCGUGCGUUGGGUUGCAUGGCGCAGACUCAAUUCGUGACCUGUUUCUUCUUCGGGAUACCUAUCUAGGAAUUACAGGCUCUAAUAGGACAACACGGCUUACUGUGAUUUGCGAACAAGCAAAUGAUCUUCACGUCUAAGCUGUCCCCCCAGGACAGAAGCACUCCGGCAUCGGGCCAUCGACCGGCCGGCCCGGAGCCGAAGAAUCUGCCUCUUUGGGAGAGCAACUCGGAGCUGUGGAACACAGAGAAAAGGGCCGUCAAGCGAAAAUUUGAGACUAUGAGAAACAGAAAUUGAGUGAUUGGUAAGGAUACAGACGCAAAUUAUGAAAGAAAAGUUUUGUAUAAUCGGGCCAUUAUGGCGGCUACUGUUGAAAAUUGAGAAUUCAUCACGCAUUGGGCACCUCUUGUUCAAUUAUUCCCUGUCCUAUGCCCCCGCUUGGCUUGGGGUGGUCUUUGGUGUCACAGUCACAGUUUACGUACUGAAGGGUUAGAGUAGGAUUGCCGAAGCGGAGCCUCCGCCUGUUUUGAUAAGACUUUUCUUUCAUAUGCUUCAAGUUUUUCGUUUGCCUUGGAUUUAGAAUUUCACCUUGUUGGACUGGACCAUCAGCUCGGAUAUACGAGUGAAGAUCAUAAAGAGUGGGGAGACAGAAGCGAAAAAAGGACAGAAUAUCGUUUGUAUUCCCGCGAUGAGCGCUGGUAGAGUUACCUUGGGGCAUUUGCAUUGAAUUCACUGUUACAGCUACAGUUGCAGUUACGGGGAAGAGUGACGGGUGUAACCGUUUGAAGAUGAGAGUGUCGUGUUGUGCUGUGCUGUGCUGCUUAGUGAGAGUGAUGAGUUGUUCAGGCCGGAAAAGGUGAGCUUACAGGACAGCACAGCGCAUUAAUACGGGAUGCGUACAAGGUUAACUAGUGAAGGAAAGGUGCAUUCUUUGCUCAAGAUAACAUCUUCAAACAAGAGUCAAAGAGUACCCCAUUCAUGGCGCCACUGCGAGUCAUUGGAGCAGUCCGAGUGGUGAUCUGAUCGGCGGGCGGUGGAUCCUCUCGUUUUGCCGAGCG